Molecule: messenger RNA, 1173 nt
Organism: Purpureocillium lilacinum
Lineage: Eukaryota; Fungi; Ascomycota; Sordariomycetes; Hypocreales; Ophiocordycipitaceae
Source: RefSeq, a predicted model, not a curated record
AUGCGUGUCGCCACGCUCCUUGCUCUCUUUCCCCUUACCUUCGCGAGCCCCACUAAGCGCAGCUCGCCCGCUCCGGUACUCAUCCCCCAGAACGCGAAAGUCAUCGAUGGCAAGUAUAUUGUCAAGAUGAGAAGCGGCGAAAACAACGCCGUCUCUGCCGCCGUAGAGAGCAUAGCCGCCCACGCUGACUACAUAUACUCUCACUCCUUUGACGGCUUUGCCGCCAGCCUGACUAAGGAGGAGGUUGAAAAGCUCCAAAAUAGCCCCCACGUCGGUGUCGAGUUCCUCGAGAAGGAUGCCGUCGUGACCAUCUCAGCAACUCAGCAGAACGCCGACUGGGGCCUCGCCCGCCUAUCUAGCCCAAACCCUGGUUCUACCGACUAUACCUACGACGACUCUGCUGGGGAGGGCACCUGCGCCUACAUCAUUGACACCGGCGUCGACGUCCAGCACCCUGUUUGUUGGCCGCGCCAAGUUCCUCGCCAAUUCAUUGACCAGGAUAAAACUGGCGGCAAUGGCCACGGCACUCACGUCUCAGGUACCAUCGGCUCUAAAACAUAUGGUGUCGCUAAGAAAACGUUUAUACUCGGCGUUAAAGCCCUCGACGCCAGCGGCUGGGGAACUAACUCUGGCGUAAUCGCCGGCAUGGAGUUCGUUGCAAAGGACGGCCCUUGCCAGAGCUGCCCUAAGGGCGUCGUCGUUAAUAUGUCCCUAGGCGGCGGUAAGUCCGAUGCUGUCAACCAGGCCGCGGCCAAUAUCGUAAAGGCUGGUCUCUUCCUUGCCGUAGCCGCUGGCAAUGAUGGCGCCGAUGCUUCUGGCUACUCGCCCGCCUCCGAGCCGACAGCCUGCACGGUCGGUGCCACCGUCAGCGACGACUCCCUUGCGACUUACUCCAAUAUCGGCAGCCUCAUUAAGGUGCUCGCCCCUGGCACAGAUAUCAUCUCCACCUGGCCCGGCGCUUCUACCAAUAAGAUCAGCGGCACAUCUAUGGCCUCACCCCACGUCGCAGGCAUCGGCGCGUAUUUUCUCGGUCUUGGCCAGAAGGCAGAGGGCUUGUGCGAUUAUAUUGCUCAGACCGCCCUCAAGGGCGUCAUCUCAGGCGUCUCGGGCGAUACGGCGAACCUGCUCAUUAACAACGGUCAGGGCGGCAACGGCUCCUUCCGCGCCUUCUAA